Messenger RNA from Owenia fusiformis, 2820 nucleotides. NCBI's taxonomy places the organism in Eukaryota, Metazoa, Annelida, Polychaeta, Sabellida, Oweniidae. The record is from the annotation of a GenBank genome assembly.
UACCAAAUACGCGCAACUUCAUGGGCGCCAGCUCUUUAAACAAAUUUACGUGAUAUAACAUUUUCGUUCAAUUCAAUCUAAAGUGUUCUACAACAAGGAAAGUAAGAUGUCCUGUCGAUAUAUUGCGCUUGGGAGGCAAGGCGAACGACUUAUUAAUCGAUUGAUUCACAGUAACUGCAAAAUAACAGACGCCCAGAGAAGCGUGCAUUUUCUAACAAAGCUUUCGAAGCCAGGAUAUAUCCAGUCGAUUGUCAAGCAGUGGGCUAUUCUUAGACAAGAUGUGCCAAAAGGAUUUGAAAAAUUCUUCAAACCAGGAGGAAAGAAAACUAGUUCAAAACCGUCCAGUUCUAAGCCACAACCAAAACAGAAAUUAGACCCACCACCAAAAAGAACAAUACCACCAGAAAAAGACAAAAUUCCAGAAUUCUUUAACUUUAAGCCUGGGACUGGGGGUGGAGGUAUAGGGGGUCAGGACCCCAACAGCAAGAUGAUCCUGGGGGUAGUCAUAGGUAUCGGGUUGGUAGCAUUUGCAGGCAUGUACAACACUAGCUAUAGGGAAAUCACGUGGAAGGAAUUCAUCAAUAACUAUGUUAACAAAGGCGUGGUGGAAAGGUUAGAGGUUGUAAAUAAGAAGUGGGUGAGAAUAAAGCUACAACCGGGCACUCAGAUAGAUGGCUCUAGUACUAUAUAUUUCAACAUUGGAAGUGUGGAGUCAUUUGAGAGAAACUUAGAGAAUGCGCAGUUAGAGAUGAGCCUUGAUCCGUCAAACUUCAUCAAUGUCAUCUACAAAAGUGAAACAGAGUGGGCAUCUGUAGCAUAUUCCUCCUUGAACUUCCUCAUCCCAAUAGGUAUCCUUAUAUUUCUGUUUAGACGUAUGGGCUCAAUGGGAGCAGGGGGUAUGGGUGGACCCAAGGGAGGCAAAGGAGGUGCAGGUGGAAUGUUUGGAUUUGGCCAGUCAACAGCUAAAGUUAUCAACAAAGAUGAAUUAGGAGUUAGAUUCAAAGAUGUUGCAGGUUGUGAGGAGGCCAAAUUAGAAAUUAUGGAGUUUGUAAACUUCUUAAAGAAUCCUCAGCAGUACAUAGAUCUGGGUGCCAAAAUACCUAAAGGUGCAAUGCUUACAGGUCCUCCAGGGACUGGUAAAACCUUACUUGCCAAGGCCACUGCUGGUGAGGCCAAUGUUCCUUUCAUCACUGUGUCUGGUUCAGAGUUCUUGGAGAUGUUUGUUGGUGUAGGACCUUCUAGAGUGCGAGAUAUGUUUGCUUUAGCUAGGAAAAAUGCCCCUUGUAUCCUUUUCAUAGAUGAGAUUGAUGCGGUUGGGAGAAAGCGAGGUGGCAAAAGCUUUGGUGGGCAUAGUGAACAGGAAAACACUUUAAAUCAACUUCUAGUGGAGAUGGAUGGAUUUAACACACAGACCAAUGUAGUCAUAUUAGCAGCAACCAAUAGAUCAGACAUCCUUGACCCUGCAUUGAUGAGACCUGGCAGGUUUGACAGACAGAUCUUUGUAGGAGCCCCUGAUAUAAAGGGAAGGGCCUCAAUAUUUAAGGUGCAUUUAAAGCCUCUUAAAUCUUCUACAGAUAAAGAUUCACUUGCGAGAAAGAUGGCAGCACUUACUCCAGGUUUCUCAGGUGCUGACAUUGCCAAUGUGUGUAAUGAGGCAGCCCUCAUCGCAGCAAGAGACCUCAGUGAGAGCAUCACCCUCACACACUUUGAGAAUGCCAUAGAACGUGUCAUCGCAGGUUUGGAAAAGAAAACUCAAGUGCUCCAGAAAGAUGAGAAGAGAACAGUUGCAUACCAUGAGGCUGGACAUGCUGUGUCUGGGUGGUACCUAGAGUAUGCUGACCCGCUAUUGAAGGUAUCUAUCAUCCCAAGAGGAAAAGGUCUUGGCUAUGCUCAGUAUCUCCCUAAGGAACAAUUUCUCUACACCCGUGAACAACUCUAUGACAGAAUGUGCAUGACAUUAGGAGGACGUGUCUCAGAACAGAUUUUCUUCAGUAGGAUAACUACAGGCGCCCAGGAUGAUCUUCAGAAGGUCACUCAGAGUGCCUAUGCCCAGAUUGUCCAAUUUGGGUUCAGUGACAAGGUUGGCCAGCUAUCCUUCCAACAGCCGCAGCCAGGUGAAAUGGUAAUGGACAAGCCUUACAGUGAGCAGACAGCACAGAUGAUUGACCAAGAGGUUAGGGAACUUGUGAAGUCAGCUUAUGACAGAACACUAGAACUGCUAACCAAACACAAGGCAGAUGUUGAGAAGGUUGCUUUGAGGCUGCUUGAACAAGAGAAGUUAGAUAAAGCUGACAUGGUAGACCUACUAGGGGAAAGGCCAUUUGCUGAGAAAUCAACAUAUGAGGAGUUUGUCGAGGGAACGGGUUCAAUGGAGGAAGAUACAUCACUACCCAAGGGCCUAGAGAAUUGGAAUCGUGACUCAGAAGAUGCUGAAAAGGACAAUGAAAAUGAAUCUAAAGAAAAAUCAGCGACUAACUGAUACAGAUAAAUACUAGGCAAUAUUUUUAAAUUACAAAUACCGGUAGCUGAGCUAGUAUGUUAACUUAUUGAUAUUCAAAUAUCACAUAUUGAAUCAGUUUAUUUCUAGUGUGAUAUUUCGCUCUAUCUUGACAGUUCUGAAUUGAUACCUGAUGAACUCAAUAUGCAUAUGGACUGUACAAAUAAGUGAUUUUAAUAGACUAAACUGGGUCAUUCUAGACUCAUGGACUAGAUUGAUGGAUCUAUCAUUUCUUGUAUGAUUGAAUGCAUUCACAUUUAUCCACUGACUGCAAGAUUUAAACUUGAUUUCAUUAAUGAGUUUUGCUGACUCAAGAAAGUCAC